AAAAAUGGCCGAGACUGAACCCAAAUCCGUCGCGCCGGAGCUUCUCGAAUGGCCGAAGAAGGACAAGCGCCGCCUCCUCCACGCCGUCUACCGCGUCGGUGAUCUCGAGCGCACCAUCAAGUUUUACACGGAGGCUCUGGGGAUGAAGCUUCUGAGGCAGAGGGAUAUACCGGAGGAGAAAUACUCCAACGCUUUCCUCGGCUUCGGUCCGGAGGAGACCAACUUCGUAGUAGAGCUCACUUACAAUUAUGGAGUCACCUCCUACGAUAUCGGAACCGGCUUCGGGCACUUCGCAAUCGCGACUCCCGAUGUGUAUAAAUUGGUGGGGGAUAUCAGGGCGAAAGGAGGGAAUGUGACGAGGGAGCCUGGUCCGGUGAAAGGCGGCAACAGUGUGAUUGCGUUUGUGAAGGAUCCUGACGGUUAUACAUUUGAGCUUAUUCAGAGGCCUGAAACUCCUGAGCCGCUUUGUCAGAUCAUGCUUCGUGUUGGUGAUCUCGAUCGAUCCAUCAGCUUCUAUGAGAGGGCACUAGGGUUGAAGCUUUUAAGGAGGAUUGAGAGGCCUGAGUACAAGUACACCAUAGCUAUCCUAGGAUAUGCUGAAGAAGACAAGACAACUAUUUUGGAGCUGACUUAUAACUAUGGGGUGACCGAAUAUACCAAGGGGAACGCGUAUGCACAGAUUGCUGUUGGCACUGAUGAUGUAUACAAAAGUGCUGAGGUUGUUGACUUGGUUACAAAAGAGCUUGGAGGAAAGAUAACAAGACAGCCUGGACCAAUUCCAGGACUCAACACGAAGAUUACCUCUUUCCUGGACCCAGAUGGUUGGAAAACUGUCUUGGUUGAUAAUGAAGACUUCCUUAAGGAACUGCAGUAAGCAAGAGUGAUUGCAUGAAACGGAAGUAUCCGGGAAGUUUUUUCUUAUUUGAAUAAGAUGUAAUCCUGCUUCUAUGUUAGAGUAGCCAGUAUUGGCGGUCUGAAUGUCAUUAUCUGUUCGAGUGGUUUUCAGUUGUGAUAGGCAUGGUCAUGUGACUUAUAUCUAUUAUAAAAUGGCUGUUAAUGUU
Molecule: messenger RNA, 1061 nt
Organism: Argentina anserina (silverweed cinquefoil)
Lineage: Eukaryota; Viridiplantae; Streptophyta; Magnoliopsida; Rosales; Rosaceae
Product: lactoylglutathione lyase GLX1
Exons: 7
Coding region: 5-874 (289 amino acids)
Cellular component (GO): cytoplasm
Molecular function (GO): metal ion binding; lactoylglutathione lyase activity
Source: RefSeq, a predicted model, not a curated record